Messenger RNA from Neoarius graeffei (lesser salmon catfish), 543 nucleotides. RefSeq names its product cyclin-dependent kinase inhibitor 1C-like. Bases 1 to 543 code for a protein of 180 amino acids. NCBI's taxonomy places the organism in Eukaryota, Metazoa, Chordata, Actinopteri, Siluriformes, Ariidae. Gene Ontology annotation, molecular function: cyclin-dependent protein serine/threonine kinase inhibitor activity. The transcript has 2 exons. Gene Ontology annotation, cellular component: nucleus. Gene Ontology annotation, biological process: regulation of cell cycle. The record is from RefSeq and is a predicted model, not a curated record.
AUGUCUAGCGGUCAGCAGCUCUCUAUCCGCGGUGCAAGAGCUGCGUGCCGAAGUCUUUUCGGAGCGGUCGAUCACGAGGAGCUGAACCGGGACAUCGAGGCAAAGCUGCGCGAGCUCUCCGAGCAGGACCAGAAACGGUGGAAUUUUAACUUCGUCACUGGCACACCGUUACUCGGAGACUACGAGUGGGAGGGAGCCGCGGGGGAAGCGACGCCAGCGUUUUACCAGGAGUCGGUCCAAGUAGGGAAAAGGAGGGCUGUUGCUCCGCACGUGAAGCCGCACACAGAGGCUCCUGACCGGGAGAACCGCGCUCGAGAGGACGCUGCAGGCGGAACUGUUUCUCCCGAGAGCGCGAGCGCAGGAAAGCAGAGCCGCACGAGGAGAAGAGCACGCGCGCAUCUCGCGAGCACUCCACGCCUCAUUACAGAUUUUUACGUCAAACGAAAGAAGCUAGGAGGAGAUCUAAAACGGCGAGAGAGUGCGACUCAGAACAACUUCUACUCCCUCUCCUGUGAACGAACACCACAUAAACUACUGCGGUGA